UUAUGAGUACAAUCAAGCUGAUUCCGAAUUGAAACCUUUGGAACCAACCGUCGACCAUGCCUAGUCAAUGGAAGUAUGGAACUAAAGGAUGUGUUAGCAGCUACAGACUACAGAGUGCUAAAAACGACCCCCGAAAUAACGUCAACGGCGAUGGCAAGAGGUCUUCCAAAAUGUAUGGAAAAGUGAUUUUCUCUAUAGGAUUCCUCCUCCUCCUGGUCUUCUCCUACUCCAUCUUCAUUGGGACCGUUGAUUUCAGAUCAUACUUCUUUCCUCGACACCCACUGUCACCGGCCGGUCCACGCUCAGCGUGUGCAACCGGGCCGCCUCUUAAGGUCUACAUGUACGAGCUUCCGCGGAGAUUCCACGUGGGGAUGAUGGAUCACAAAAGCAAGAUUGAUGAUGGUGCGCCGGUGACGGCGGAGAAUUUGCCGCUGUGGCCGAAGAAUUCCGGAAUUAAGAAGCAGCACAGUGUGGAGUAUUGGUUAAUGGCUUCGCUUUUGUAUGAGGGCGGUGGAGAGGAGAGAGAGGUGGUUAGGGUUUUGAAUCCGGAGAGAGCUGAUGCGUUCUUCGUGCCGUUUUUCUCCUCUUUGAGCUUCAAUACGCAUGGCCAUAACAUGACUGAUCCUGAGACCGAGAAGGAUCGCCAAUUGCAGGUUGAUGUAAUAGAAUUCUUGUCUCAAUCCAAGCACUGGCAGAGGUCUGGAGGCAGAGACCAUGUGAUUCCCAUGACACAUCCUAAUGCCUUUAGAUUUCUCCGACAACAGUUGAAUGCGUCUAUUCUUAUUGUUGCAGAUUUUGGCCGCUAUCCUAAAUCCAUGUCAACUCUGUGGAAAGAUGUGGUGGCCCCAUAUGUACAUGUUGUUGACUUUUUUACAGAUGAUGAAAUUUCAGAUCCAUUUGAAUCUCGCACCACACUUCUUUUCUUCCGCGGGGGUAUGGUUAGGAAAGAUGAAGGCAAAGUCCGAGCUGAACUGGCAAAGAUAUUAGCUGGUUAUGAUGAUGUUCAUUUUGAGCAAAGCACACCAACACCACGGACAAUAAAAAUGUCAACGCAAGGAAUGCGUUCAUCAAAGUUCUGUCUACAUCCUGCAGGAGACACUCCAUCUUCUUGUCGUCUUUUUGAUGCUAUUGUAAGCCAUUGUGUUCCUGUCAUUGUUAGUGAUCAAAUUGAGCUCCCUUUUGAGGAUGAAAUUGAUUAUAGCCAAUUCUCAAUUUUCUUCUCUGUAAAUGAGGCAAUUCAACCUGGAUACAUAGUUGAUCAACUACGGCAAUUUUCAAAGGAGAGAUGGGUUAAAAUGUGGAGACAGCUUAAGAACAUCUCCCAUCACUUCGAAUUCCAGUACCCACCUAAGAAGGAGGACGCAGUUGACAUGCUGUGGAGACAGGUAAAGCAUAAGCUUCCUAGCGUCCAACUUUCUGUACAUAGAAGCGGGAGAUUGAAGGUUCCAGACUGGUGGCAGAGGACAAGAUGAUUCUGAAGCUUCCUUAUGUAUUGUACAUUCAUGAUUUUUUCCAACACUUAUAACAAAAACCCUUUCGCUGGAAUUAUCGGACUUGCAAACACCACUUCAUAGUCUGACUUCAUAGCUUAUAUGAUUCUUUUCUUGAUUGCCUGUGUGCACAAGAGGCAGGUGAUUUUUUUCCCCAUUAUAGUGCUACAGAACUAAGUUCUCAAGUAUGUACUAACAUGCAACUGUACACAUUUAGAAUUUAGCAAGAGUAGAUUACGUUGGUUUUCAA
Molecule: messenger RNA, 1740 nt
Organism: Hevea brasiliensis (rubber tree)
Lineage: Eukaryota; Viridiplantae; Streptophyta; Magnoliopsida; Malpighiales; Euphorbiaceae
Product: probable arabinosyltransferase ARAD1
Exons: 4
Coding region: 57-1472 (471 amino acids)
Molecular function (GO): glycosyltransferase activity
Source: RefSeq, a predicted model, not a curated record